AUGGAUCAGCCAUUCGAGCUCCCCGACUCCACCGAUUGGUUGGAAACGCCACUUUCACUACUUGCGCCGUUCGAGUCCUCAUUACGAUGUCAGGUCUGCAAAGACUUCUUCGAUAACCCCGUUAUUACUUCCUGCAGUCAUACAUUCUGCUCGCUAUGUAUUCGCCGUUGCCUAAGCGCCGAAGGCAAGUGUCCGGCGUGUCGGAGCUCCGAUCAAGAGCUCAAACUACGUCGCAAUUGGGCAGUGCAGGAACUCGUCGACGCGUUCAAAUUGGCGCGACCCAGUGUACUUGAUCUUGCGAGGAGGGAAAAUGCGCGUCUCUCUGGGAAAGAGGAAGUGAUAGAGAGACCGGCCCAGAAGAAGCGGAAGGUCAAGCAGGUGGAAGAGGAGGAGCUACAGGUCCCAGAAGCCAGUUCGCAGGGCAGACGGACUCGCUCUCAAAGAUCCAUAAAUAGCUCGGCAGAAGAGCGAAUUGUUCCUCAGACUGUGCACGAGGUCAUCGAGGAUAGUCAGGAUGAUGAAGAAUAUAUGCCCGGUAUGACACUCAUCACACGGAUACCAGACCCGUCUAAUCGCCUCGCAGAAGAUGGGUUGGUUGCUUGCCCAAUAUGCUUUCGUAAAAUGAAAGAAGAGGCAGUAUUUCCACACCUAAACGUGCACCAGCAGGAAGAAGAAGCGCCUAAGAAAACCUUUACGAAGCCAGCAUCUUUCGGGUCAUUAAAAGGCAUAUCCAGACAAAGCCUCACCCUCCCCAGCAAACAGCCCGAGCGGCUUCCUGCUAUAAAUUACUCCAUAUUGAAGGAUAACUCGUUGCGGAAGAAGCUCCGAGAUCUGGGAAUCCCGGACUGGGGUCAGAAACAGCUGUUGCAGAGACGUCAUACGGAGUGGAUGAACUUGUGGAAUGCAAAUUGCGACUCCAAAUACCCCAAGUCCAAGCGGAUAUUGCUCCAGGAACUGGAAAUCUGGGAACGUACACAGGGUGGGCAUGCGACAGCGCCGUCACCAUUCACCACUUCCAAUAAUGUGAUGCGCAAGGACUUUGAUGCCAAUGAGUGGUCAAAUAACCAUGAUGACGAUUUCAGGCGUUUGAUCGCAAAUGCCCGUAAGAAGAGUGAGACCAAAACACGAUCGAAUAUCCCUGAAGAUCCCCCUUCGUCAUCUGAGCAGAGAGAAGUACAGCAGGGUACGCAAUUACCGGUCAAUGGUGCACGCGUUGAGUUCAAUCCAGAAACCGACGCCAGUCAUGUCGUUGACCUAUCCGGGUGA
Penicillium griseofulvum is the source of this 1266-nucleotide messenger RNA. It is a transcript of the gene rad18, whose product is annotated as E3 ubiquitin-protein ligase RAD18. Gene Ontology annotation, cellular component: Rad6-Rad18 complex; nucleus. Lineage: Eukaryota; Fungi; Ascomycota; Eurotiomycetes; Eurotiales; Aspergillaceae. Gene Ontology annotation, biological process: DNA damage tolerance; protein monoubiquitination. The transcript has 2 exons. The record is from RefSeq and is a predicted model, not a curated record. Gene Ontology annotation, molecular function: ubiquitin protein ligase activity; single-stranded DNA binding. The coding region runs from base 1 to 1266 and encodes 421 amino acids.